UCAUUUUUUCAAACCUUAUAUCAUAUAUCUUUUUGUGCCAACUUUCUUGAGAAAAUGACUGAAAAUUUGAAUGUAAAUUUGGUUGAGAACAUAAUUCCUAAAUUUCUUCGUGAUAUUUCAAUCUUGUUAAUCGACAAUGACAGUAUAUCAGUCACAUCUGUCACAUUAAUGCUUACAAAAUUUUCGUAUAAAGUGAUGAGCGUGAACGUUGCAAGUGAGGCCGUAUCGAUGAUCGAACAACAGAAGGAUAUUGGACUUGUCAUAGCCAACAUUGAAAUGGCUCACGUAGACUCACAUUCCUUCCUAAAUGCUUUGCUCCACAAAGAAAUUCCUCUUUUGUUUAACUUCUUCCACCUGAUUAGUCCGGAAAUUAACACCCAGGAAGCAUCAGAUCUUUUGACCAAAACAGCAUGCUUUUUCCUGAAGAAGCCGAUUUCUGAAAAUGACAUUAACAACAUGUGGCAGCAUGUGGUGUCUAAGAAGAGCCAAGCCCUAGAGAAAAUCAGCAUUGCUGAACAACAAGAGAAAGUUACGGACAACAGUGCAUUAAACAAGAUUGAAGCUUUCAGAGAAACCAUUAACAUGCAAGGAACAAGUCAAUCAUCAUUGUUAGGAAUACGACCAUUCAUCAACAUAUUCACAACACCUGAAACAUACCAAAAGAGAAAAAUCAUAGCAAAUGAUGAGACUGAGAAGAAGAGAGAAGAAGAAAGGAAAUUGGAGAGUAAUAUUGGAAGACGAUGUUACAUAUGGACUCAUGAGCGUCACUUGAGAUUUUUAGCUGCUAUUUCCAUCUUAGGUGACAAAAAUUGUCGUCCCAAAGCCAUAUUGGAAAUUAUGAAUGACCCAAACUUGAGUCAUCGCCAAGUCAGUAGCCACCUUCAGAAAUACAAAUCUCAAGUUCAACGAUUUAACGAUAUACUGCCGAAAUAUGAAUGUCGAUCAAGAGAUAAAACAUGUGUAUACCCUCCAGAUUAUAAAUAUCCUUUCAAUGUAUCCAACUUAGCGAAGAAUCUCAUUCAAAAUUCAUUUGAAAAAGGUGCUACCGUGGAGACGCCAAAGUUUCAUCUAGGCGGGAAACUGGAUAUGAGUAAUCAUUCAGAUUUUUGUAACAUACUGAACAAGCCAUCCAUGAAAGUCCAUUCUGUUCCUUCAGCCACAAGUAAGAACCCAUCUUCCAUUAUUCCUCCUUCUACCAAUAGUGGCUUAAGUAGCAACAACCGUCCUCUCCUUUCUGGUAUACCAUCAAGUGUUGGUGCAUCUAGCUCUAGUUUUGAAACCGGCAUGAACCAACUAGAUCUAGACUCUAUUCAUAUACCAGAUUCUUAUGUUCCUCAAAGUGAUCUAUUCAAUAUAGAAGAUGGCUAUUUUCUUCCAGAUGAGAUGGACCAGAUGGAUUGGGUUCUACCGAUAGAGAACUACAGUCAUCAUGCAAACAAUAUGAGUCAAAUGGAUUGGAGUCCUUCAACAGAAAAUCAUGUUCUUCCUGAAACCAUUACAAACCAGAUGGCUAGGGUUUCUUCUGGAGGAAAUCCUGUAGGUUUUGUUUCUGGUGAAGCAAGUUAUGAAAUCAUUCCUGAAACAAAUACAAACCAGAUGGACUGGUCGUUUUCUGAAGAGUGUUUCCGUCUUCUUGAAGAUACAACUCAAGUGGGUUCGGACAACGUGGUUCCUUUUGGUGCUAAUGAUGAUGUUCCGAUCGAUGAUCUAAUCUCUUUUGACCCUGACGUCAACGGUGGGUAUGAUCUAGACGCUUGGAUGGAAAAUUACGAUUUUAAUGAAAGGAAUAAUCGUUUUCCAACGAGUUAUAUUGGACAUAACUCUGCCUUCAAUACCCCGAUAGGCUCUAUCCCUCGCGCCACGAUGGAGGAUCAUGAUCAGUCUCUUGGUGUGAAUUUGGGUUCGACAAGCCAGCAACCAUAUAUGAUGGAGUCCUAUGGAUAUCAAAAUGUAGAAGACGCAAAUCCAAGGGAGGCUAUGGAGGGAGUGGAUGGUUUUGAUGAUAUUGAUGUUGAUCUUGAAAGCAUGGAUUGGUUCGAUGAGAUGCUGAACAACUUUGCACAUGGCAUAUAG
Molecule: messenger RNA, 2073 nt
Organism: Thlaspi arvense
Lineage: Eukaryota; Viridiplantae; Streptophyta; Magnoliopsida; Brassicales; Brassicaceae
Source: the annotation of a GenBank genome assembly